AUGCCUUUAACAACGCUGGAUGAAAAUCAAAGAAAUGCUAAAGAAUCAUUACAUUUAUGGCUGUCUGAAACACAACUUAAUCAACUAUUGGAAUACAACUUUUUGGAUAGUUAUCGUGCUCAAGCAGGUCAAGGGAAGAGUAUAGCUGACUUAACCUGGGACACUAAUCAUACUCAAUCUUAUCAAAGUUUAUGCUUUUGGCCAGAUUCAGUUUUACCGCAACAAACCUGUUGUACAUUCCAAAUGGAAUUGGGAUUACUACAGAGGACAACAGAAGAAUUACAUCAAAGUCUGUCAAAUUAUUUGGGUCGAUGGCAUAAAGAACUGUUGUCACUACGGACUGCACUGAGAGAUGAAGUGAUUCAAAGCCUUGAAACAUUGAAAAUCACACUGAAUCAAACCUUGUGUUCAUAUGAAUUACUAAAACCGGUCAAAGAAUUCGCACAAGCUAUUUCAUCAAAUCGUUCAUGGAGUUGUUGGCAGCAUACAGUGGAGUUGAUCUCCAAGCUUCGUUUAGUCCUAGAACAAUCCUUUAUAACACAAGAUGAUAUUAUCUUGGAUCUAAUGUUCCCCAUUGAUAAUUUUUUAAUGCAAUCACUGUUGGAAACAUCGUGUCAAACGCAUAUUACAGAUACAAAGAAUAUUCAAGCUGAAGAGCUGGAUGAAAAAAUCAAAUGUCAUGAAUACUGUCAAGCACGAUUGAAUUUGAUUUUCGAUUCAUUGACAGGGCAUUCAGACCUACCUUCAUUAACUAGGAAAUCAAGAAAUUUACUUGUGAAUAAUAAUAACAAUAAUAAUAAAGCCAGCAAAAAUACUCUGUCAAGGCAGUCGAAAUCAUCACAGGUGAAUAAAGACGAGGAUGAAUACACCAUGGGCAAUGAAAUCAGAACAUUAAGACGGAGAAAUACCAAAUCUCAGUACACUACACCUACUACUACGACUAACAAAAACAACAAAAACAAUAAUAACAAUAAUAAUGAUUCAAAUCAAAUUGUUGAUGCUGAACAGUUCAGAUUAUUAUAUAGACCAGAAUUAGUGUUUACAUUUAGACUUAAUCGAAAACUUAUUCAAUCAUUGGAGUUAGGUGAAUCAUUGAUCGAUGGAUUGAAAAAUUUUAACAUUGCUCAAGGAACGUGUAUGCGAAAAUUAAUGCGUAUGCAUCAUUGUGCUUUAUGUGCAGGCGAAACUUUAUCAAGACCUUGUCCUGGAUUAUGUUUAAGAAUAUUACUCAACUGUCUGAAACCAUUGAAUCAAUUAAAUCCACACUGGCAUCGUUUUACAGAAACCAUUAAGGGUGUUGCAGAAAUGCUUUUAGAAAAACCUCAUCUAAGAUUGGAAUAUCAAUUGAAAGACUUUCCAGAACGACUUGUGAAUUAUUAUUAUCAAUUGUUAAAUACUUAUCACAAUUGGCUACAACCACAGUGUUCAGGAAUUGUCAAAUUGUACGGAGUAUUCAGUCUGAUUAAGAAUAAUCUCAAGAGUGUACAACAAAGAACAAGCCGAAAAACUGAAGAACAUUAUUUAAAGAAUUAUAAGAAAGUUUUCGAACAAAUAAAAACUACAAUGGAUGAUGUUACUAAUAUAUGGUCACGAUCAGGUGUAGCUCUUUGCUUAGAAUCACCUUAUCUUGCAUUAACCAACGGAAGACAUGAUCAAUGCUGGAAUGGAACAGCUAUAUCAAGUUUCAAUGAAGAGAAAUGUACAUUUUGUCAACAAGAGACCAAAGACUCCGUCGUCACUCAGUCCCAUUAUACUACUACUAAUAAUAAAAAUGAAAAAUCAACAGUACCAUCAUCAAGCAGAAGGCAACGUACAUCUUUUAUACCAUCCAGUGAUUCAAAACAGACAAGUACAAGUGAAACAGACGACCUUCUGUCGGCUUCAAUCGCUUCAACUAAUUACUUGUUAAAUAAUCCAUCAUGGAAUUCUCCAUUACAACAUGAUAAGGAAUUGGCUUUCCGACGAGCAAAUGAAAUCUUGGUAAGAGCAUCUAGAGAUCUUGAAUGGUCCGUAAAAACACUACUGGCUGAAACAAACUUUUACAAUUCGCUUAGUAGUACAAAAUCUUUUUCGAAUGGCAAUGAAGAUGUCAACAGAGCUGGCGUACAAAUUCCUAUAUCAGAGAAAAAUAGAAGUGCAGGGUCUAGACAAUAUGACUUUAACAGAAAAUCGGCUAAUUCACAAUCAGAUAUGACAAAUUCUUUCGGUGCAUUAGCAUAUGGAUCAAUUCUUGGCUGGAAUGCUCCAGAAGAAGAAGGCGACGAAGAAAGGCGUAGAUUAGUCACAAAUACAAGAAGUCGUAGUCCUUCAUCAUUCGACUCUUCUUCAAAACCUGUACGAAUGAGCAUGAAUCAAGAAAAAAGUAAUAAUAAGAAAAAGAAUUCAACUGAUAAAACUCAAACAUCGAAGGUAUUAGAAAGAAAUCCAAAUGUUGGAUCAGGUUUCAUACCCGGUUGGCCAUUGUACGCCUGGACUCCAAUCAACUCACCUGCAAAAGAUAAUCCUUACGAGAAACCAGUAGAAAGUAAUUUCCCCCAACAAGAAAUUAAUUAUGACGGAAGUGGCUUUCAUAAUCCCAAGGAUUCAAUCCCACCUUCCGGUGAAUAUGAUUAUCCUCAAAUGUUCCCUUUUGUUAAUAUGAAUUCUCAAGGUGUAGUAAACACACCGAAUUCAAGAUCUAAUGAAAAUUUAACGCAAACUACAAAUCGCUUACAAAAGCCAAAUAUUAAUAAUAAUAAUAAUCAAAAACCAGUCAUAAAUCCAUCAAAUAUGCACAAAACGAAUCAAACCAAUUCAAACAAAGAUUCCAAUGAAGAGAAGAAGAAGACGAAGAAAAAUGCUUCUGAUCGUGUUCAUUCUUUAAGUUUAAAAUAUUAUUAUAUCAUAGGCGUCAGCUUCUCUGUGAUGAUGCAUUGGUUUUCAUCGCUUACAGUAUAAUCAAUCAUUUUUAAAAGACUCACAAUAAAAAUUUAUUGCAUUGACACACAACACACAUUGCCUUGUCAUCCUUUAUUUUCGCACAUUCAAUCAUAUUGAUAAGCAAAAGAAAAACACAAAUAAACAUAUUAUAAUAUGCACAGAAAUUCAAGUAUUUUCUAAUAUCUUCAUUCUUGUCUCUCAAUGAAUAAUAAUAAUGAUAAUAUUUGCAAUCUAAGCUGUACAGUGUUCAUACACCUCGAUUCUUUUUAUAACUUUAAUUGAUGUUGAUAAAGCGAAGUAUUCAGAAGUAGAACACAAGAAGAAAGAAACACACGCCAGAAAUAACCCGUUGAAUACUUGCAUGAUAAUAACGACGACGACGACGGCGACGGCGGCGUCGAUUUCGCCUUGAGAUUUCAUUAUUUCCUGUUGGUUUUCUUAAAUUUUAAUCAUCCUUUAUUAUUAUUAUUCUCAUCACUCUUUGUACUGAAAGAUUUCACUCAGAUUUUGCAAUGAAACGAAAAUGUAAACCAUAAUUGUGUGUAUUUGAAGACCAAUAGGGGAAAACACUUGUGACAUUUUAACAAUAAUCAUUAAGGCGAAAGUUGGAGACGUUCUCACAACUUCCAUUUUUCUCCAUAUUCUAUUUUAACAUAUAUAUAUUAUUGUCUAUACACAUGGAAUUCUAAUCAGAAAUGCUAAUCUCUAUAUAAAUCAAAUGUGUGUACCAAUGUGCUGAUGUGCUGAAUACAAAGCAAUGAAAUGAAGUUGGAGAACAGGAAUGAAUGAACACUAUUCAAUAUUGAAUUUUGUUCAAAUUACUCUUCACCUAUUGAUCGUCUAUCAUUGAGUAUUAAAAAAUCAAGCCACAAUGAAAAACAAACACAGAGUAGUAGUGUACUAGUAGAAGUAUCAUUCCCUGAUGAUUCCAUACAAAAAUUAGACACUGGUAAAAGACGCAGGUCUGUUGCAUAAAGUGAUAGAUACAUUGAGAAGAUUUCUCUAUUCCUUAUCUAAAUGUUUUCCUAAUUUUAAUCAUACAUUUAUAUAUAUAUAAUAUCAAAUAUAUCUUUGAAUUUUGAAUUUUAAUCAGACGUAUAAGAUAAAAUAAA
Molecule: messenger RNA, 4031 nt
Organism: Trichobilharzia szidati
Lineage: Eukaryota; Metazoa; Platyhelminthes; Trematoda; Strigeidida; Schistosomatidae
Source: the annotation of a GenBank genome assembly